UGGGAAACUGUGCAGGGCGGUGCGUCCCCAGAACCAAGGUUCAGAACCUCAUGUGUUAAAACCUUUCGGACAGGAUUCAUUUGACAUGGCGAGUCAUGCUGUCCUGCAGCAGGUGUCACUGUGUUCUGCUGUUACAGCUGCGGACAGUCAUAGCUGGUUCUUUUCCUUCAGUAAAGGUGAAUCUUCAUGAUGAUGCUACUCUCCCCUGCACUCAGACAUGUUCUGGUCUGGUCACAUGGACUUUAUAUCAUAAACCACAUGACGUACUGGCUCAGUGUAACCAGACAUCCUGCCAGUCAGAGGAGGGAUUUCACAUGUCCCAUGAUCAGUACCUGAAGGGAGAUCUCUCCCUCACCAUCACUGAUGCUGAUUACACUAAGAGGUCCUUGUACACCUGCGCCUGUAAAGGUCAAGAGCUCUGUGAUGUGAGUCUACAGAUAGAGGCCUGUAAUUCUUCAGUUCAGAUUAAGCCUGGUGAACCUCUGGUGCUGGAUUUGCUCAUAUCAGAGUCAGUGGAAGUGAUUUAUAACAGCACAGGUGCAGCUGCUCCCUCUAGUGGACAGAUCUGUACAGUGGCUGGACACUCACUGAAGUGUAAACCUGAAUACACUCAGAGAGUGUUGCUUAUCUCUGCUGUGGAGCUGCAAGGAACCACACCAUCUGAUAGUGGAGUUUACAUCAUCAGAGACACUAAGCAUGAAGAGAUUAUACAGACAUACACAGUUACUGUGGAAGAGUUGGAUCCAGCCAAGACCGCAAAGGCCAUGGUUGAGGCCAAAUAUCAACAAGCGAAAGCGAACCCCAAAGUUGAGGUCCAGAAAGUUCAUGCAGCCACUGUGGUGCUGUCAGAGGAGAAAAAGGUAUCUGGCUCCAAAGUGGUGCUAUUAUUGAAAAUGGUGGAAAAGAUGCUCCAGGAAGAGGCAGCAAAGGCAACGGUCCCAGUAGCUAGUGAACUGGGAGAGACCUCAUCAGGCUCCUUAGGGAAAAGCUCCACACAGCAUGAGCAUUAUAUUGCUGGGAACGCUGCUAGACCCAAGAUACAAAUCACUUGGAUCCUUUAGCCCAAAAAAGGCAGAUGAAGGAAUAAAACAAGUCACCUUUGAAUGUUCCAAUGUAAUAGCGUCUAGACAGUCACAUUCAACCCCAGCUGCAGCUUCAACAUCACAGGAUGCUGUAGCUGAAAGACCUGGAAACAAACUGUGGUGUCAUUUUGAUGCCACGUUCAUG
This is a messenger RNA of Electrophorus electricus (electric eel), 1227 nucleotides long. NCBI's taxonomy places the organism in Eukaryota, Metazoa, Chordata, Actinopteri, Gymnotiformes, Gymnotidae. The record is from RefSeq and is a predicted model, not a curated record.